This is a messenger RNA of Striga asiatica, 3171 nucleotides long. Lineage: Eukaryota; Viridiplantae; Streptophyta; Magnoliopsida; Lamiales; Orobanchaceae. The record is from the annotation of a GenBank genome assembly.
CUUUUCGGAUUCCUUGGCAAUUAAAAAGCACACCAUUUCUCUCUCACACACUCAUGCCUCCAACAAUAAAUUUUUAAUUUGAAAACGAAAACGCCAUUUCCAACAACGACAUUUUCUUCUUUACCGUGAUAUGAUCACACAUAGCCCUAUUAUAAGAAAUUAAUUAAUCAUUUACCCCUAAUAUAUCCUGAUAUCAACUUGUCGCCCCCAAAUAAUCCCCAAAAUCAAUUUCCACAGACCUCCAGCAUAAAAACACCCAAUUUCCUCUUUUCCCCCCAAAAUAAAUCGCGUUCACAACUUCCAUCCCAUCGAAAGUAGAGAAUGGUAUCUUUCAGGAAGACGGCGUCGUUUGUCAAUGGCGGAGAAGAAGAUGGAGAGAGGAAGCUGAGAAAUGGGGAUGAGGAAUAUACAGUGGAGGAUUUAAGAGAUCGGAUAAAGUCGUCGAGAGAGAGCCAAUUCGAGAUUAUGGAGCACGAGCUUGGGCUGGAGGCCGCCGACCGGAGGUUUAGCCGGAAAACUGUCAUCAAUGGCUUGAAAGACCUGUCGCAGGGUCUCUUCAUUCAGCCGGACAGCAGAUGGUACAAGACAUGGGAAAAGUUCAUACUUAUAUGGGCGAUUUAUUCAUCGUUUUUUACGCCGAUGGAGUUUGGAUUCUUUACGGGACUGCCGAAGAACCUCUUUGUUUUAGACAUCGUUGGUCAAGUGGCUUUUCUUGUCGACAUCGUAUUGCAAUUUUUCUUGCCUUAUAGAGACAGCCAUUCCUACAAAAUGGUCUACAAGCGUAAACUCAUUUCUCUUCGCUAUUUGAAGUCUCAUUUUAUUCCUGACCUUUUGGGUUGUAUGCCUUGGGAUAUUAUCUAUAAGGCUACCGGGAGAAAAGAAGAGGUGAGGUACCUUCUAUUCAUCAGGCUGACUCGUGUCCGUAAAGUGACUACAUUUUUCCAGAGGCUUGAAAAAGACAUCCGAAUCAAUUAUCUUUUCACAAGGAUAUUAAAACUCAUAGCUGUGGAACUCUAUUGCACUCACACGGCAGCUUGUAUAUUCUACUAUUUGGCCACUACACUUCCAGAGGAGAAAGAAGGGUACACUUGGAUCGGGAGUUUGAAGCUCGGUGAUUAUAGCUAUGCACACUUUAGAGAUAUUGAUAUCUGGAAAAGAUACACAACCUCCAUGUAUUUUGCCAUUGUAACUAUGGCAACUGUGGGUUAUGGAGAUAUACAUGCAGUGAAUCUGAGGGAGAUGAUAUUUAUCAUGAUAUAUGUCUCGUUUGACAUGAUUCUUGGUGCAUAUUUGAUCGGUAACAUGACAGCACUUAUCGUGAAGGGGUCGAAAACAGAGAGAUAUAGAGAUAGAAUGACUGAUCUCAUCAAAUAUAUGAACAGAAACAGAUUAGGAAGGGACCUUCGUAAUCAGAUUAAAGGGCACUUGCGUUUGCAAUAUGAGAGCAGUUACACAGAUGCUGCUGUUCUUAAUGAUAUCCCGAUAUCUAUACGUGCUAAGAUAUCCCAGACACUGUACAAGUCGUACGUUGAGAAUGUUGCUCUUUUCAAGGAUUGCUCGUCAGAGUUCAUCAGCCAAAUUGUAACUCGGGUGCAUGAAGAAUUUUUCCUCCCUGGAGAAGUAAUAAUUGAACAAGGAAAUGCUGUGGAUCAACUCUAUUUUGUUUGUGAUGGUGUUCUGGAGGAGGUUGUAAUAGGUGCAGAUGGAUCAGAAGAAACUGUUUCUCUUCUCGAGCGUCACAGCUUAUUCGGAGAGAUUUCAAUCCUCUGCAACAUACCUCAACCAUACACCGUUCGAGUGUCCGAAUUAUGUCGGCUUCUCAGGAUAGACAAACAGUCUUUCUCAAAUAUACUCGAGAUAUAUUUUCAUGAUGGACGUAAAGUCUUGACUAACUUGUUGGAGGAGAAAGAGUCUAGUAUUCGUGUGAAGCAACUGGAGACAGAUAUUACUUUCCAUAUUGGUAAACAAGAAGCUGAGCUUGCUUUGAGAGUGAACAGUGCAGCAUAUUACGGUGAUUUGUAUCAACUGAAAAGUCUGAUUCGAUCUGGAGCCGAUCCAAAUAAGAAAGAUUAUGAUGGAAGAUUGGCCUUGCAUCUCGCGGCAUCAAAAGGAUACGAAGAUAUUACCUUAUUCCUCAUACAAGAAGGUGUAGACAUCAAUGCUGAAGAUAAUUUUGGUAACACGCCUUUACUCGAAGCCAUCAAGAGCGGACAUGACAAUGUUGCUUCUAUACUUUACAAAGAAGGAGCAUUACUGAAAAUCGACAAUGCCGGUAGCUUUUUGUGCACCACAGUCGAAAGAGGCGAUUCGGAUUUUCUUAGAAGGCUUUUGACCAAUGGGGUUGACCCAAACUCCCGAGACUAUGACCGGCGGACCCCACUUCACAUAGCUGCCUCUCAAGGAUUGUAUUUAAUGGCAAAGUUGCUCAUUGAAGCUGGGGCCAGCGUCUUUAUAAAAGACAGAUGGGGAAACACUCCAGUUGACGAAGGGAGAAUUUGCGGAAAUAAAAAUAUGAUUCAACUUCUUGAAGAUGCUAAGGUUGCACAAUUAUCCACAUUUCCAGAUUCACCUCAAGAAGUUAAAGAUAAGUCGCAUACGAAAAAGUGCACUGUUUUCCCUUUUCAUCCCUGGCAUCCCAAGGAAGGAAGAAGAAAACACGGGGUAGUAAUGUGGGUCCCACGCACCAUUGAAGAGCUUAUACAGCAAGCCUCGAGACAGCUGGAGUUUCCAGACGGGUCGAUUAUAUUAUCAGAAGACGGAGGGAAAAUUCUGGAGGCGGAUAUGAUUAUGGAUGGCCAGAAACUGUACAUGAUCAAUGAAAUAGAAUAGAAAAAGGGAAAACAUAUUGAUGUCUGAAAACAACACAGGUCUCAUGUUGUAGAGAUGGCUUUUCUCUGUACAAUGCUGUUCAUAUGUAUCUUGGGGUGAGUUAACUAAAAUAAAAACAAAACGGGUGACUGAUCUCAAACAGGUUAUUUCUUUGUCAUUUUAGAAAUUGUUAACGAUUUAAUGUAUGCUUGAAAAUUGUGUAAGGGUGAGCAUAGGAUGGUUUGGUUUAUAACUAAACUGAAAUCUGAGAUAAUACAAAACCAAUGCCCAAAACCUAUAGAAAAAUCAGGACAGUUUGAUUGAUACUGUUCGUAUUGGAUAUUUGGAGAAUUCUGAUUGGGG